Messenger RNA from Lactuca virosa, 966 nucleotides. NCBI's taxonomy places the organism in Eukaryota, Viridiplantae, Streptophyta, Magnoliopsida, Asterales, Asteraceae. The record is from the annotation of a GenBank genome assembly.
GAAAUUUUUGUACCCGACCUACACAGCUGCCAUCUGCACAGUAACACACGUCCACAAGGAGCAAUAAUGGCGGUUUCUACACUGGUGGUAGUUUCAUUGAAGAUGCUUUUUAGCGUAUUGGCUUUUAUAAUGUUAGCUCUGGCUGUUUGGGGAAUCGGUUCGGAUGGCCUCGCUCCUUGUGUCGAUAUACGCAUAAAGUGGAUGCUAGUGACAUUGAUAAACUUUUACAUAAAUCUUGGUGUUAUAUUGGCUUGGAUAGUCUACAAGGAAUCAAGCUGGAUCAGGAUAGCUAUUUUAAUACCUAGUGCACUUUUUGCAGGAAGCACUAUUACGAGUGCAUACAUCGCUACACAGUUCUUCUUGUUGUCACUACAAGAAUCAUCAAAGGAUCCGUUAUAUUUUGUCUUGGUGCGACGUCAAAAAGAGGAUGCCAUGGGAUACAAGAGGGGAUCUUCUGUUUUAACUACAAGAGUAAUCAUUUAUGCACUUGGCUGCUUGAUGCUGGGAACUUUUGUUUAUGUGCUUAUUGUUGAUGGAUCACAAUUCCAUGCCGAAUUAUUCCCACCGUGUGGGAUAGCAACAUGGAUCGACGUCUCUUUCAUGAUUGUCACUUUAUCUGUUUGGGUAGCUUAUAAGGAAUCAAGUUGGAUAAGUGCUUUCUUUUGGAUACUUUCACUUGUAUGUUUUGGGAGCAUUGGUACAUGUGUGUACAUAGUCGUGCAGUUGUUUUACCUCUCACCUCAGCAACCUGUUUCCCUUGUGCUUUUCAACAACAAUAACAAAGACUUGUUGUCAAAUGAUCCCCUAUUGAUGGUGCAUACCAAUGCAUGAGAAGAUUCUGCAACAGUUUGUUUUUUCUAAAUGUAUAUUUUAUGAUUUCGCAAAUAAUGACAUUUCCAUAACAAGUUAUGUUGAUGUGUUAUGCUUGUAAAAUAUAUAUUCUGAAAAAACAUAAUUAUUUUAGCC